Messenger RNA from Diachasma alloeum, 2178 nucleotides. RefSeq names its product steroidogenic acute regulatory protein-like (gene Start1). The record is from RefSeq and is a predicted model, not a curated record. NCBI's taxonomy places the organism in Eukaryota, Metazoa, Arthropoda, Insecta, Hymenoptera, Braconidae. The coding region runs from base 266 to 1711 and encodes 481 amino acids. The transcript has 11 exons. Gene Ontology annotation, molecular function: lipid binding.
UUGAUUGUUUAUCAUGUCAAGACUGAGCUAGUGUUUAUAGGUGAAAACCAGGGGAUUGUCUCAGGAAAUUGACUCUUAGCACUUAAAUCCGAGAAUUGUUCAGGCAUUAGUCAUUCUAGGUGUCUGAAUAUGCGUUCAGUGGGUCGAAUUCAGUUGUGACAAUGACACUGCUCCAUUAUUGACAAGCUCCAGCGACUGUUCACAGGCUCCGUCAGGCCAUGCUUCACUCAUCAAUCCUGACAAAUAAAAACAAAAAUUCCUCGAGAUGAUGAGCGAGGAGGACAGGCAGAUACGAGUGGCAGCUGAGAACUUGCUGAGUGGUUCGGUCCAGUCGCAGAGGAGUUCGUAUACUCAACGGAGUAUCAGUAGCAUCAACAGAGAUUACAUCGUCAGUGAGGAUCUGAUAGCUGGGAGUCGUCACAAUGGCAGGAUGUCCCCUGUCAGGAGGUUUUUCUGCCUGCUCGUCACCUUCGAUCUUCUUUUCACCUGUCUCAUGUGGCUGAUAUGCACCACAAUAGCAGGGGAGAAUAUCACCACAGCAUUCGUUCAGCAGGUGCUGCACUACCACAUACAAUCAUCAUUAUUCGAUAUUGUCAUGAUGGCAGCAUGCAGAUUCACGAUUCUCCUCCUGUUUUACGGUCUGCUGUACAUAAGCCAUUGGUGGAGUAUCGCGCUCACCACUGCCACUACCAGUGCCUUCCUGGGAGCCAAGGUCUAUCUGUUCAAUUGGAGUGGUGUCACUCAACCCGGAUUCCAAGCCCUUUUGAUAAUAACAUCGUUCGUUCUCGCCUGGGGCGAGACGUGGUUCUUCGAUAGUCGUGUGGUGCCUCAAGAAACACAAGCCAGAGAAUGGAUACUGAAUGCUGUAGAUUCUGAACGAGCUCCACUGCUGAGACACGUAUUCGAUGGACCUCCGAGCCGAAUGGCCGAGAGUGUUGGCAAUUUUUUUACACCCAUGGAUUCCCCGACGCACUCCGAUGACGAGGAGCCAAGGGCCUUCAGGAGACGAGACGUCAGGAGUGAAGAGGAUUUUUCCAGUAGAAUUUCUGUUAUGCCCUCGUUAACGCCAGAACAGAUUGAUGAGUAUAAGAGAAAAGCAAGCACACUAUUGGAGCAAGCUCAUCACUUGGUGAUAUCCAAUGACUGGAAAACGAUAACUACGACUCCAGAAGGGGAUGUUAUAUCUGCGUUGAACCGCAGCUAUGGAAAGGUUGUACGUAUAGAGGGAAUAGUCAAUGCGCCUGCCUCUCAACUCCUGAACAGUCUCUUCGAGAAGGUUGAGGACCUGCCAUCAUGGAACGAGGAAGUGACAGACGCCAAAAAAAUUCAGACAAUCGAUGAGGACACGGAUAUCGUUUAUCAGUCAACAAAGAGCUUCGGUGGAGGCCUGGUUGGUGCUAGAGAUUUUAUCACAUUACGUCAUCGCGGCCAGUGCGGCGAUUACUUCAUCAGCAGUGGAGUGGCCGCUAAUUCCGAAUUUCCACAUCGGAAAAAUUACAUCAGAGGAGAAAAUGGAAUAGUCUCCUGGGUAACACAACGAUUACCCGAAAAUACCGAGAGGAAUAGCUGUAAAUUCAUGUGGAUGUUGAAUACGAAUCUGAAGGGGUGGCUGCCACAACGAGUAAUAGACAAUGCCCUCAACAGCACAAUGAUAAAUUUCAUGAGUUCGUUGAGAGCUCACGUGGAAGACUUGUCCCCCACAUUCUGUUGAUCUCCAGAUCCACCCUAGGAGUGCCAGAAUGAAUACUCGAUUGUCUACUUUAUUUUGUGAUACAGUUGUGUUAGAUUCGAUGUCCAGCAAAGCUCUCAGCCUUGCUCCCUGAAGCAGGGGAAAAUGUGUUUUAUAUUUCAUGAAAAAAUCAUGAAAAAUAUUUGUGAAUUAUAUGAUAAGGGCGACCUAUAGAAUAGUCAACGCGAAUUUAUACGUAGGAAAUGGAAUGUCUGGGUGAGACUGUGCACUCGCGAUCAAUUCACUGAAUCAAGUGGUUCCUCAUUCCUGUGCAGAGGGAAUCAAUCGUGACUAUCUUUAUAUACAGUUUUAUUGCAUAAAGUGCUUUAGCAUUUAAUAUUCUGCGUCAUAUUUCGAUUUGUGCAAUAAGUUUGUAUUAUUUCCAACGGAUUUACCUAUUGUGAUUUUUCUCCAGUGUAAAAAAAUAAAUUUCAAAUAUUUAUAUAAUA